Messenger RNA from Lolium rigidum, 561 nucleotides. RefSeq lists its product as uncharacterized. Bases 1 to 561 code for a protein of 186 amino acids. The record is from RefSeq and is a predicted model, not a curated record. NCBI's taxonomy places the organism in Eukaryota, Viridiplantae, Streptophyta, Magnoliopsida, Poales, Poaceae. Gene Ontology annotation, molecular function: acyltransferase activity, transferring groups other than amino-acyl groups. The transcript has a single exon.
AUGGAGCAAGAAGCGGCUGCGCGGGCGCCGGAGCACGUGGGCAAGGUGACCAUCCGGCCGUUCGACCUCGCCGACGUCGACGCCAUGACGUCCUGGGCAGCGGCGGAUCCCGUAAUACUGCCCGCGGCCUCCACGACCUGGUGCUCCUACCCCAACCCGUCCCGUGACACGCUACUCGCGUUCCUCCGGGACACGGUGCUCCCGCAUCCCUGUUUCCGCGCCGUCUGCCUAUCCGGCGCCGUCGUGGGCGCGGUGUCCGUGACGCCGACGGACGACCGGUGCCGCGCGGAAGUCGGGAUCGUGCUGUCUCGCGCGCACUGGGGCAAGGGCGCGGCCGCUGCGGUGGCACUGAGGCGCGCGGCCGCCGCUGCGUUCGGCGUCCUGGAGGGCGUGGAGCGCGUGGAGGCGCUCGUGGACGCCGACGACGCCGCGGCCCGGCGCGUGCUGGAGGAGGCCGGGUUCCGCCUCGAGGCCGUGCUGCGGAGCUACCGAGCCGUCGAGGGUCGGCUCACGGACGUGGCCGUCUACAGCCUCAUCUCCACCGAUCCACUCCUCGACUGA